CUCUUUAAUAAAAAAUUUCUGUGGUUGUUUUGUAUGUAUUCUUGGUUAUAUGAUUUAAGCAUCCACCGUGGUUGAUAAACUAAAAGUUUUCAUGCUGAUAACAUUCUGGUGAAUCUCUAAGUCUUAAAUACCUUUCUGAUCAUAGUAAAAAGCAAAACUAAAGGGUUGAAAUGGAGGUUAACGUGGAUUCUCUCGGUAGCCUUGAACUAAUGGAUCGCUGUUGCUGGUGGAUCUCAAAAGAGCUACGAAAAGGGUGCAAAAUAAAGAGGAUGGAAUGAAGGUUGAGGAGACGGGGAAGGUUAAUAAUGAGAAUGACUUGAAAGCUACGUUUAAGGAGAUGCUUAUGAGCAAUACAAAGAAAGCUGAUGUUGAAGAGGGUCGGGUUGAGAAUGGUGAGAUUUCUCUCCUAGAAGAUGAUGUUAGGAUCUCAAUGGAGGGGCAAUAUCCUGAAAUAAGUUUCUCUAAACGUGUUCAUGAGUUGAUUGAUAGAAGCAUGAGUCAGACAAUUAUUGCCUGGCUGCUUGGGCGCUCUAUCGGUUAUGGAGCACUUGUUAAUUGUAUCAAGAACAUGUGGGAAAUAUCAGGUGGACCACGGAUGAUUUAUGAUCCUUACCUAGUUGUGCAACCUUAGAGUAGGGAUUUUAUGACCAAGGAAACCCAUGCAUCAAAGAUCGUUGCUUGGAUACAUUUACCAGGAUUGUCAUACCGCUACUACACUAAACAGGCAAUGAGGGCUAUUGCUUCAGUUAUUGGGGAAGUGGUUAAGGUGGAUUUUAAUAAUACGAUAGAGGAAGGGGUUGGUUUGCAAGAGUGGUUGUGAUAGUUGAUCUGAAGAAACUGUUCAUCCCUUGUGUUCGUAUUGAUGGGAUCCUUCAGAGGAUUGAGUAUGAGGGGUUACUAACGAUUUGAAGUGUGGGCACUUUGGGCAUACACAAGAUAGUUGUGAG
Gossypium raimondii (Peruvian cotton) is the source of this 947-nucleotide messenger RNA. RefSeq lists its product as uncharacterized. The record is from RefSeq and is a predicted model, not a curated record. The transcript has 2 exons. NCBI's taxonomy places the organism in Eukaryota, Viridiplantae, Streptophyta, Magnoliopsida, Malvales, Malvaceae. The coding region runs from base 275 to 631 and encodes 118 amino acids.